Messenger RNA from Cololabis saira (Pacific saury), 1980 nucleotides. RefSeq lists its product as uncharacterized. The transcript has 4 exons. Gene Ontology annotation, molecular function: lipid binding. The coding region runs from base 1 to 1980 and encodes 659 amino acids. Gene Ontology annotation, biological process: lipid transport; lipoprotein metabolic process. Gene Ontology annotation, cellular component: extracellular region; membrane. The record is from RefSeq and is a predicted model, not a curated record. NCBI's taxonomy places the organism in Eukaryota, Metazoa, Chordata, Actinopteri, Beloniformes, Belonidae.
AUGCACGAUGCAGAGAGAGACACAUCUAUCCUGUUCAUCCUAAUUAGAAGCUGUUUGUUUUACAGCAAAAAGCUGCAGGAGGCCUUGUCUCGUUACAUCACAGAUACGCUCACCUACAUCCACACGGUGAGGGAGUUCUGUGGGAGGUUCUCUAAAUGGACGCUCAGGAGGGAGACGGAGUUGCAAAUGAUGAUGGACAUCAAAGACAGAGCUGAUAAAAUCAGCUUGGACCUGAGCCAUUUCACACAGUCGGAGGACAAAGGAAAGGCCUUCGUGGAGUACAUGGGAAACAAGUUCACUCAGUUCAAUGCAGACAGCAAGCGCAAGGAGCUGGAGGAGGAGCUGGCCGCAGUGUUGAAGGAUGUGCUGGGAGGUCUGGAGAAGCUGGACUGCUUCCUGGACGUGGUGGAGAAGCUGGCUGUCACCUCUCUGCACGUGUUCACGGAGAACGACAUGUUGAACCUCCCUGAAGAAAUCAGCCUGGAUCACGUUCAGGCCGUCAUCGCCGCUGCGCGACGCAUCUGUCCGCUGCUCCUGGAGUUCAAGAGAGACGCAAGCGUCUUCUUCCUCCGCAGACUUCAGAACGCCGACGUCAUGGCCUACCAGCUGGACCGAUACGUCCAGACCAGCAGGAAAAUCUGUGAGAAGAUGGAGAAGAGCUGCUUCAGUGACUUCAGCCUGAAGACGGUCCAGGAGGUGGCGGUGGAGCUCAGACGGGGUCUGACUGAGAGGAACAUACGGCAGAUGCUUGAUCACAUCAAUCAGCUGGAUGACAUCAGGAUGGACACACACUUCCGGAUGGUGUUCUUGUUCCAGGAGGACUCGUAUCACAGUUUCAUGAAAGAGUUCAGCGAGCGCCAGCCCAGGAUGCUGCGGUCGCUGACCGAGCUGGAGGGAAACGCGGUUCAGUUGGACCGGAUGAGUAAAGGAGCGAAGAUCUCCAGCGUGGCGGGCAGCUCGGUGGGCGUAGUCGGGGGCGUGCUGUCCAUCGCCGGUCUGGCGCUGAUCCCUGUCACAGCGGGAGUGUCUCUCGCUCUGACCACGACCGGCCUCGGCUUGGGGGUCACCAGCGGGGUCAACAGCAUCGUCACGACCGCCACCCAAGUGGGAGUCAACCACACGCAGCAGAAGAAAGCCGGGGAAGUCCUCCAAAGCUUCAUGGAGGAUGUGACGAAACUCCAGGACUCUCUGGAUGAGGUGACCAGACAAGCCAUCUCGAGCAGGUUAGAUCUGGCUUGGGGCGUGGGAAAGCUGCUCUUUAAGGUUUUUACCGUUGCCAGAGGCAUCGAUUCCUUCGUAGACGGGUGCUUGGCUGUCGAGGUGUUGAAGAGUGAAGAACUGAUCUCCGGUGCUGGUAAAGUUCUGGCUCAGGAGGAUAAAGCUCUACGUAACGUCCCGUGGGUGGCCUCGGACAUCCCAGAAGUUGGGCAGGCAGCCGCCGAAGGGUCUCUGGCUGCCUCCCAGACGGUCAGAGCCGGCCUCAUCGCGGCCAAUGGCCUCUUCAUCGGGAUGGACAUCUUCUUCAUCUGCAAGGACAGCAUUAGCCUGGCCAAAGGCAGCGAGACCAAGGUGUCGCAGUUCAUCAGGGCCCGAGCCGGUCUCUGGUGCUCAGAGAUGAGCUCGUGGAAGAAGAUCUACAACUCCCUGUGUGAAGGGCUGCUGACGUCGGGGAAGAAGGAGGCGGUCCUGGAGACGCCGUUUUAUCGGGAUGCUGCGCCGGAGAACCAGAGAGAGAGGAACGUCAGACUCGGGAGGUGGAGAAAAAACGGAAGGAAAAAAAGGGCUUUCACAAAGCGUGCAAAGCAGCAGCCGCCAGCAGCUUUCCCAUUCAUUGUUAAUGUGCUGCCGCCGUGCAAGGGCGCCGGCUCCUUGUAUCCCGUCUGCCCCAAAGCCGGUUCCUUGUAUCCCGUCUGCCCCGAAGCCGGCUCCUUGUAUCCCGUCUGCCCCGAAGCCGGCUCUUCGUAUCCCGUCUGCCCCUAA